Molecule: messenger RNA, 2199 nt
Organism: Penicillium maclennaniae
Lineage: Eukaryota; Fungi; Ascomycota; Eurotiomycetes; Eurotiales; Aspergillaceae
Product: mRNA-binding ribosome biosynthesis protein NOP4
Exons: 1
Coding region: 1-2199 (732 amino acids)
Molecular function (GO): RNA binding
Source: RefSeq, a predicted model, not a curated record
AUGGUUGAGUCAAACAAGAAACGGCGGAUCUCUGAAGAAAGUCCCGCUCAAGAUACAGACGCCAAAAUGGAAGAGAUCACCAAGACCAACACUCAAGAGGCUUCGGCCACCAAGACGAAGAGAACGCUCUUUGUUCGAUCGCUACCGACCUCCGCUACUACGGAGAGUCUGACCGAGUUCUUCUCUCAGUCCUACGUUAUCAAGCACGCCACUGCUGUCAUCGACCCUAAGACGAAGUUGUGCAAAGGAUACGGUUUCGUUACAUUUGCCGAUCUUGAGGACGCCGAGAGCGCCCUGAAGGAGCUGAACGGAAAGAAGUUCGAGGGAAAGCAGAUUCGCGUCGACUACGCCCAAGCGCGCCAACGUGAAAUCGACGAGAAGCUCGGCAAAAGUGUUCCCUCUGCUGCUGGUAUCAAGCAGAAGCAGGAACGUGCGGACCAGAACGCCGAGAACCAGCCCCCCAAACUCAUUGUUCGCAACUUGCCGUGGAGCAUCAAGACUUCCGAUGAUCUGGCCCUCCUUUUCCGCAGUUAUGGAAAGGUUAAGUGGGCUACCCUUCCCAAACGCAACAAUACGCUCGCUGGUUUCGGCUUUGUCAUUAUUCGCGGCAAAAAGAACGCGGAGAAGGCGCUCCGGGAAGUGAACGGAAAAGAGAUCGAUGGCCGUCAAUUGGCUGUCGAUUGGGCGGUCGACAAGGAGGUCUGGGAGAAGCAGCAGGAGAAGGAGGAGAAGGAGGACGAGAAGGAAGACAAGGACGUGGACAUGGAAGACAAAGAAGAUAAGGAGGCUUCUACUGAAGAUCCCGACGACAUGACCUCAUCAGAGGGAGAAGACGAUGACGUUGAUGAUGAGGAAUCCGACGAGGAUGAGGAUAUGGAUGAUCUGGAGGAUCUAGACGAGGAAGAGGAGGAUGAAGAAGAUAAGAGACCGGAUGACCGCGAUGCAUGCACAAUCUUCCUUCGCAACCUUCCCUUCACCUGCGAUGACGAAGCCCUCUACGAACACUUCAAACAAUUCGGGCCAUUGCGCUAUGCUCGUAUUGUCGUGGACCAUGAGACUCAACGACCCAGAGGCACUGGAUUUGUGUGCUUCUGGAAGCCCGAAGAUGCCAUCGCCUGUAUCCGCGAGGCCCCCAAGACACAAGAAAUGCCGAUCGGAGACAAGCAGCGCCCCAACCCCAUGAUGAAGCACUCUGUUCUGCAAAACGAAAACUCCGACCCUAGCGGACGGUACACUCUAGAUGGCCGAGUUCUCCAAGUUGCUCGCGCCGUGAACAAGCGUGAGGCUACAAAGCUCGAAGAAGAGGGCGUUUCUCGCCGCCUUGUUCGUGACAAAGAUAAGCGUCGUCUCUUCCUGCUCGGCGAGGGUACCAUCCCCUCAAACUCUCCGCUGUACAAGAAGCUGUCGCCCUCCGAAAUCAAGAUGCGCGAGGAGAGCGCCAAGCAGCGUGAGGCCGUCAUCAAGAAGAAUCCCGCGCUGCACCUGAGUUUGACCCGUCUCGCCGUUCGAAACAUCCCUCGUCACAUCACCUCUAAGGAUCUCAAACAACUUGCUCGUCAGGCCGUCGUUGGCUUCGCAACAGACGUCAAGGCCGAAAAGCGUCAACCUCUGUCCAAGGAAGAGCAACAACGAUCCCGAGAGACCAUGAAGGAACUCGACUACGAGAGAAAGGCGAACAAGCAAGGUAUUGUGCGCCAGGCUAAGAUUGUCUACGAGACUCGAGAGGGUACCAAGGUCCCCGAGAAGAGCGGCGGUGGUCGCAGCCGUGGUUACGGCUUCAUCGAAUAUGUUACCCACCGACAUGCGCUCAUGGGUCUCCGCUGGCUCAACUGUCACCCCGUUGAGAUCCCGGCCAACCCCGACAACGAGGAGCGCGACUCAAAGAAGCGCCUGAUCGUCGAAUUCGCCAUUGAGAACGCACAGGUGAUCAAGCGUCGUCAAGAAUUGCAAGAGAAGGAGAAGGAGAAGCUCAAGGCUCGGGAAGAAAAGAAGGCCAAGGAAGAGGCGGAGGCCCGGGAGGAGGCAGCGGCAAACAAGGGUACAAAGCGAAAGCACUCGCAAACCCGUGAUGGCAAGGGUAAGGGCAAGGGCCAGGAGGCCGAGGACGAAGAGGAGGAUGAGGAGGAGAACAAGAUUGCGAAACGUAACCGCAUUAUCGCCAAAAAGCGCGCACAACGGAAGGGUCGCAAGGGCCGGUAG